AUGAACGUGCAAGCUGACUUGUGUGAUGAGAAAUUUGUGUUAUUUCUUCAAAGUUUGGGCGUAGAGACAUAUAAAAAGUCAUUUGAAUGGAUGUUUGACGACUCCGACUUCGCUGGUAUUUUGCUGUGGUUGUACAACAAUUUGGAUCACAAUAAUGCUUUGAGUGCUCGCGAGGAAUACAGGUACACAGAACUUGAAAAAAGAGGCCUCCUCUCCCCAGAAGAAUUGCAAUCCACAAUAUUAGCUAUACAACAAUGCCACCCUGGCAUCAGCCUGUCAGGAGAUCAGGAGAGUCUAGAAGAUGCCAAACAAGACAUUUGCAUUCUACAGGAAAGAUUGCAUGUUUUGGAGAGGCAAGAGGGACUCGUUAAGGACCUUAUUUUGCAGAAUGAGUUAAUAAAAAAAGAACUCAAUGUGGAAAUAACAAAACUGAAUUCGACAUACCUGCAGUAUGUAGAAGAUGGAAAAAAAGCAUCUGAGGAGUGUCUACAGUUGGUCAACCAGGUGGAAUCAGUGACAGACAGUGUGUGCGAUCUUGUUGCAGAUACUUUGAAUAUUUAUGCCAAUUGCCACACUGAUAUUGACAUAGCUAAGAAGUUCAUAAGGUUUGGUCCACUUGAUUCAUACAAACAAACACAAGCGUUGUUCUGUUCACAUUUUGAUCUCUACACUUCAAAGAAGUUUAAACGCCAGCAUGAUUUUACUGAUGAGGAUUUAAAAACUGCUUUGAUUGAGGCCCGGAGUAUGGAGGAGAGACUGUCACAUGCCCUUUGUUCGUACAUAGACUCAAAAGCGGAGUUGGCUGGCGAACAGGCGAAACUUGCUCUAGUUGAGAACUACAAUCAUGUUCAUCCCAGUCAAAUCACCGUAUGCUCAAUGGAGGCUCAAACAGCUUUAGACCUGUUGGCUCAAGAAGAAUCCAUCCUGGAGCAGCAGACGCAGACCGCGGUGAAGGAGCUCGUCGCUUGGAGGACAAAGUUAGCUGUGGAUACUGCCUCCAGAUCUGCAUUUACUGUCAGACAACAAGUCCACGCCGACCUAAGCUAUCUUCUGGAAAUAUGUCACCAAGCAUUGGCCCUUGACCGAAUCCUGUACUACGGCCUACGUCACGAGCUACGUACAGUCGAGGACCUAUUACAGUUCGCAGCACAGCUCAAGGAGUACGUUGUUAUUCAAAACGAAGCCGUCGCGAGUCGAAUUGAUUCUAUGAACUCAAUAUGCGCAGAACAAACGCAAUGCGAACUCAAGCUUCAAUCGUCAGACGCACUCACGCAAGCACUAUCCAGUAUAUUAGAGACAACUCAUAUUGAUUCUGGCGUACUGGUGAAAGUGUAUAACGAUUUAGUGAUAAAUGUUCAGGCGUUGUUUGGCGAUGUUAAGGAGGGAUAUCGAAGGAAGGAAGAACGAUUACGAGAAUUGAAAUCAUCCCUACAACCUCUACAGUCCUACAUUUUCGACGGCUGCACCAAGCAGCCUAACUGCCGCGACAGAACUGUCGCAACCUUGAUGCACACACUGCAAACAGAGAUGGACACUGUUGAAAAGCGAGUUUUGGCUGUCGGGGGACUGUUAACUACUACUAAGAACGCCGACAAACACAAUUUACGCAAGCUGUGGCAGUGGUUCCUCACCGAUGAAGCCAGAUUACUUACUGCCAUGAGAGGAAUGCCAAUGACUUAGUGUUAGGUGUAUUUAAACAAACAAUAAGAAUAAUGUUAACAUAAUAUGCUUUUAAUUAAUAAAUAAACCCGAUGUUUUACUCAAUU
This is a messenger RNA of Hyposmocoma kahamanoa, 1766 nucleotides long. RefSeq lists its product as uncharacterized. Bases 1 to 1680 code for a protein of 559 amino acids. The record is from RefSeq and is a predicted model, not a curated record. Gene Ontology annotation, cellular component: centrosome; mitotic spindle; HAUS complex. Gene Ontology annotation, biological process: spindle assembly; centrosome cycle. Lineage: Eukaryota; Metazoa; Arthropoda; Insecta; Lepidoptera; Cosmopterigidae. The transcript has 10 exons.